AUGUUGGCCCAAUUGGUGUACCAGGAAUUUCUCUCAACAACAAAACCCUGGUUUCUAUGGUUAUACACAUCAAUGCGGUCGAAUUCGCAACAGGUUCGCGUCCGUCUUCUCCCCAAUCCUCGCUGUUUCUUCGACGAACCGAUUCACAUGAAGGUAGAUGGACUUUCUCCGCACCAGAAAGUGGAAUUGAGGUCCAAACUCAGGGACGACAAGGGAAUCAUCUUCAAAGCUUCCGCUCUGUACUCAGCAGAUUCUACAGGACAGGUAGACCUGUGCCUCUCUCCCUCUCUGGGUGGAAGUUAUACCGGAGUUGAACCCAUGGGCUUGUUUUGGGCAAUGAUGCCCGAGACUCCACACCGCAAACUAUUGAAAAAGAAUGUGUUGAGUUCAAUGAUGGUUGAUAUAGAAGCGCUGCAUGAGGACACAGGUGAGAUCUUGGCAACAGAGACUAACGAGAGGCAGUUCAUGACGGAAGGACUGAGGAGGAUACCGUUGGGCAUGAAACAUGGGAGAAUUCGGGGGACCCUCUUUCUACCACCGGGGCCAGGUCCGUUUCCUGGUAUCCUGGAUGUGUAUAUUCUGGGUGGAGGUAUAUGUGAGGUCCGGGCCAGUCUGCUGGCUAACAAAGGCUUUGUGGUUCUGGCGCUGGCCUACUCUGGCUUCCAGGACCUGCCCAAAACCAUGCCCAAAUACCUUGACCUGGAGUACUUUGAAGAGGCCAUCACAUUCCUGAGGAGACAGCCACAGGUCCAGGGUCCAGGAAUAGGAAUCCUGUCCAUCUCUAAGAGUGGUGAACUGGCUCUAUCCAUGGCCACUUUUCUCUCUGGCAUCUCAGCCAUAGUCUGGAUCAACGGCUGCAACGCUAAUGUCAUGACGCCACUGCACUACAAAGACCUCGUCAUCCCUCCCCUCAUACCUAUCCUAGAGAACAUGACCCUCACACCAUCCGGCCUUCUCGACAUCCGAGAUUCCUUACCGGAUCAGAUAACAGAAAGGAACCGUGCUUCCGUGAUCCCGAUAGAACGAUCCGGUUCUAGGUUCCUUUUUGUUGUCUCUGAGGACGACAGGAACUGGAACAGCUGUCUCUUUGCUCAGCAGGCCGCCGCCCAGCUGAGGCAUCAUGGGAAAGAUAACUUUGAGGUGGUGACGUACCCCAGGGCCGGUCAUUUCCUGGAGGUGCCCUACAUGCCCCACUGCCCGUCUGGCUUCCACUCUGCGGUGGGUAAGGUGGUGGUGUUUGGGGGGGAAACUAAAGCCCACCAUGAGGCUCAGCUGGACCUGUGGAGGAGGGUCCAGGAGUUCUUCAGGACACACCUGAAGGACAACAGCAACACUGUCCAGAAAGCCAGGCUGUAACACUAAGAGAAUGGCUGCUUUCCUGGUUGACUACUUUGCAGACUCCUGCCCGAUCUCAAUGUUUGGAUAGGUGUUUAACAUAUCAGCUUACCACAUCAUAUGAUAUAGUAAUCUGAUGUCCGACAGUGCAGUCAAUGACGUGGCACAUAACCAUUGCUUAAUGCAAUGCAAUGCCUGCAAUGUAGUCAGCCUGGAACUCAACUAAAUUAUCCAAUUGGAGACGAGUAUCAUGAAUAAGCCUGUGAGUGUGCUGCUGUACUUUAUUUAACUGGAUUCUGUUAUCAAUAACUUUGAUAUAUUAUAUACAGUACCAAUCAAAUGUUUGUACACACCUACUCAUUCCAGGGUUUUUCUUUUUGUAUUAUUUUCUACAUUGUAGAAUAAUAGUGAAGACGACAUCAAAACUAUGAAAUAACACAUAUGUAAUCAUGUAGUAACCAAAUCAAAAUAUAUUUGAGAUUCUUCAAAGUAGCCACCCUUUGCUUUGAUGACAGCUUUGCAUGCUGUUGGCAUUCUCUCAACCAGCUUCCUGAGGUAGACUCAUGCAGUCACCUGGAAUGCAUUUCAAUUUACAGGUGUGUCUUGUUAAUUUGUGGAAUUUCUUUCCUUAAUACGUUUGAGCCAAUCGGUUGUGUUGUGACAAGGGAGGGGUGGUAUACAGAAGAUAGCCCUAUUUGGUAAAAUACCAAGUCCAUAUUAUGGCAAGAACAGCUCAAAUAAGCUAAGAGAAAUUACACUCCAUCAUUACUUUCAAGAACCAUCAAGCGCUAUGAUGAAACUGGUUCUCAUGAGGACCGCCACAGGAAAGGAAGACCUAGAGUUACCUCUGCUACAGAGGAUACGUUUAUUAGAGUUAACUGUACUUCAGAUUACAGCCCAAAUAAAUGCUUCACAGAUUUCAAGUAACACACAUUUCAACAUCAACUGUUCAGAGCAAA
Salmo salar (Atlantic salmon) is the source of this 2294-nucleotide messenger RNA. RefSeq names its product acyl-coenzyme A thioesterase 1. Gene Ontology annotation, molecular function: fatty acyl-CoA hydrolase activity. Gene Ontology annotation, biological process: fatty acid metabolic process; acyl-CoA metabolic process. NCBI's taxonomy places the organism in Eukaryota, Metazoa, Chordata, Actinopteri, Salmoniformes, Salmonidae. The record is from RefSeq and is a predicted model, not a curated record.